AUAACAGGGUAACACGUAUAUCUUUCUUUCUUCCCCUUUGGUCAUAAUCCUUCAUCGCCCUCUUUCACUACUAUGAAUUUGCACUUCCAAUUGGAUUUACUUUGGGGUAGUAAACAGUGAGCGGUGAGUCGGUUGCAUCAAAGGGUCUCUCAAAAUCGAAGAAAAUGGGAAGAAUCUUUGCAGUGGAGCUGGAGGGUAGGUCAUAUGGUUGCAAGUCUUGCAAAACCCACCUGGCACUCGCAGAUGAUCUCAUCUCUCGGGGAUUUUAUUGCCAGCGGGGAAAAGCAUACCUCUUCAAUAAUGUUGUGAACUUCACAAUUGGAGAGCUAGAGGAAAGGGCGAUGCUUUCAGGAUUGCACACCGUGGCAGAUAUUUUUUGCUGUUGCUGUGGACAAAUAAUCGGCUGGAAAUAUGAAUCUGCUCAUGAGAAGAGCCAAAAGUAUAAAGAGGGGAAGUUUGUUCUUGAAAGAGGAAGGAUUGUUGAUGAAAUUGAUUUCUCCACUGAAUUCCGCGUGGACAGCUGUAUCAGCAUGAGUGAUUCUGAAGAUGCUUAAGCAUAUUAAAAUCAUCUGUACUUGUUGAAUCAGGUGAAAGAAGCGUUGUUGUGUUAUGUGAAAAAUAAGGUAGAACCAUGAAUGUGUUCAGAGUCAGAAUAAGAGUGAGUUUUUCUUUUUUACAAUUUGUUUGUUGUAGUAGUAGUAGUAAAUAGAAUGUAGAGUUCUCAAUGGUGUGUAAUGUCAGUGGACAGAAGGAAAUGAAACCAUUUGUUUCAGAUUUGCCCCUAGCUCUUUUUCAAACAGAGGCGAGGCUAGAAAUGUAACUUAAUUUUUUUUCUUUUUAUUAUAUAAGAAUCUAAUUUUGUU
Messenger RNA from Lotus japonicus, 863 nucleotides. RefSeq names its product protein yippee-like At5g53940. The record is from RefSeq and is a predicted model, not a curated record. The transcript is spliced from 5 exons. Lineage: Eukaryota; Viridiplantae; Streptophyta; Magnoliopsida; Fabales; Fabaceae. Bases 165 to 554 code for a protein of 129 amino acids. Gene Ontology annotation, cellular component: ubiquitin ligase complex.